Porites lobata is the source of this 3606-nucleotide messenger RNA. Lineage: Eukaryota; Metazoa; Cnidaria; Anthozoa; Scleractinia; Poritidae. The record is from the annotation of a GenBank genome assembly.
CACUAACAAAGGAAAUUGUUUUGUUCAACGGGAAAAACAUAGCGUAAAAAAUGAAGACCUUGUUGGCCUUAGUGGUAUUUCUUACAGCCGUGGCCGAAAGCUUGGAAACCGGCGGCGGACAAGACAUCAACGAACUCACGGAUGCUACCUUUAACAGUUUUCUCUCCGUUUCUAAACUGGCCAUCGUGGAUUUUUAUGCUCCAUGGUAGGUUAUCAGCGUCACGGAAAGUUUCAUCCUAGAGCACUUUUGAAACAGCUUUUCUAGGUCCUAAUGCCAACAGCUCAGUGUUGAGUUAUAAAAGAAGAUCCUCAUUUUGGGCCACAUGCUUGCUCAGUCGGUAGAAUUUGAUUGUCAAAUUCAGUACAUGUCAAUCGACUUUUCCCGCGACACGAACAGUGUCCAUCUGAUCAGAUCUUGUUCGUUUGCCAUUAUUUUCAACCCCCUGAUCUUUCCAAAACCUUGCUUAACUUUUCUAAGUCCACCUCACCAACUGAGUCUGAUCGACUGUUGCCAAGAGGAACAGUCUCCAUCCAAUCCGAUCGAGUCCGUUUGCCAUUACUUUCAGCCCCCUCCCCUACUAUUUAAAAUAACUUCCCUUGGUGCUAAUUCGACGCGGGGGGUACUCCUGGGAAUUCUUGGUGGGGGUGUGCCGUCCGGUUCUCCAAAUUCUGACCCUUUUUAUUUCAGAUCAAAAAAUGUCAUUUUUCACACAGGUCUUCAGACCAGACCUCUAAAAUUCAUACCCGUUUUCAGACCCGGCCUUUAGGCAGAAAUUAUUUCGUCAUUACUUAAAUUAGAACGCAAACAAGAUAAUAGUCCAGUUUCGAAUUAAAUAUCACUGCUUUAUACAAAUAUUAACGACACAUUCAUACAGGGUUAGCCUCGACGUAAAGUAAAAUAUUCAGAAAUUCUGGCAAGUAAGUGUUUGAAAUUUGAAUAUACACAAUAGACAGAGUAAUAAACAGGUCUUUUUCUCGUUGAAAUUUGUGAAAAUACUACUUCAGAUGGAGGCUAAAGCUGUAAAAAAUGCGUCUUCACUUCUUUAAUUCAGCGGUCGUAGCGAACUCGAAAAUGGGCUAUUCAUCAUACGCAUUUCGAAUUCGCAUAUUUGGUUCUUGUUCAUUUGGAAUUCAACAAUAACUUCGUUCAUAUGCUCCCGUAGUUCUCUCGAAAACCAUACCAGAUUCCAGACCAAAAAAAGGCAAAGUGUAUACCCGUUUUCAGACCAGAAAGGCCCAAAAACCCUACCCUUUGGGGCGGCACAUACCUAUACGGCUUAUAAAAUGGAGUACCCCCUGGGUGAUUCGAGAAUUUACGUUAUUACUCCGCUUUAGAGAAAUUUUCCUGGUAUUUGCAGUUUUGGAUAACAAUGGCUGACAUUAGAGAGUAGAAGUUUUCUUUUAAAUUCUUUGCACGCAGGUGCCCACACUGUCAAAAAUUUGCUCCCAUCUACAAAGAAGUUGCCAAGAAAGCGCAAUCAUUAAGGCUGGACGUGUUCUUCGCCAAGGUACAGAGCCAUAACAAAGAGCAUUAAGAAUGGAUGAGAAGUAAUGAAUGCACCUUUCUCAAAACAAAACUAUCCUAACAUAAAUUGUUACCAUCUUUAAGAUUCACGAAUCAUCCUACAGUAAUGUCCUGACAUUGCUGAUCCCAGAAUGGCUUGCUGUUAUAUGCAGGAGGGCGGGUCAAAAAUGAACACCCAGUAAAUACCUUACGCGCUCUACGGGUCCGGCUUGUGCGCUCAGCAGAGAGAGAGUCACUUCAGUGCUAGUCAUUUCGUGAGUUAGUGAUCCCAUUCCCUUCUCUUAUUAUGCUGUAGCAUGCGCAAGGGAAAGGGUGGGGGGGGGAGGGGGUGGGGGAGUCUUGCCUGGCAAGCGCACAAAUGAGUUCAAUGAGGUGGGCCUGUGAAGAUAGGCGUGAGCUUCCCAUUAUAGCAGAUAAAAUUUUAGUACCAAACGUUUUCCUCUUCCCGUGGGUACCUCUUGGGAGAGCCUCUAAUUUUUGUAGUAAUGUAUUUCUUAUUUUGUUUCCUUGUUGUGAAUCAUUACGCUGAAAGAUUUGACAAUAUUGUUUUGCGGUAAGAAAGACUGGAAAGAACAUGCAUUUCAAUUUGAAACGGUUCCCAGCCCACUUAUUCCUCGGUCACAUGCGCUUCUGGCCCACACGUUCACCUUGACAACAAAGACGUCGCUAUAAAGUUGACUUUUUAUUUUACAAUCGUUUCUUCUUUUUUCUACCACCGACAGGUGAAUUGUGCUGCAACAGGAAAAAGUGUCUGUAAAACACUGAACGUUAGGUUUUUGCCAACGGUAAGGGUGUUUCAUGAUGGAAAACCUCUGGGGGAUUACAACGGUGAAAGAAAAGAAGGUAGUUUUUUCCCUUGUGUUAUGUUGACUGUGUUAUAGGCGAUUUUGGUAGACUAUUACCCAGUCGCUAUUUAUGUGUUUUUGGGGGUGAGAGAAGACUGGGGUUAAGUUGAGGCGCGCGGGGACUCAUGUCCCUUCCCAUGAGUCCCGGCGAACCUCAACCUAACCCCAAUCUUCUCUCACCCCCAAAACACAUAAAUAGCCACUGGGUACUAGUCUACAAUUUUGGUCAGUGUUAUGAUCGUGAUUGUCGAGCACCAGUUGGUUGACUCGACUGGUUUUCUCGGUGCCAAGUUUCAGAGUGGUAGGCCUGCAGGACCAACAAUCAAGUUUUAAAAAUAACUAAGCAGAAGGUGCGGCUUUUGUUUCACAUCUGCACAUCAUUAGAGCUUUUUCUAUUUUUCUUGGCAGGUCUUAGGAGUCCCAUUUCACAUAACCUUUCAUAUAGCCUGGAAACAGACUCCUAAGAUGGGGCGAGUGCAUUGACGGGGGAUGCUCUUCCCCAUUCCCUCACUUCCUCUCGUCCAUUUUUACCUCGCCGUCUUCUCGCGAUUUUUAACUCCCUUUCCCCAAAACGGAGAGCCUGUUCACAGGCUCCUGAAGACUUAAGGAAGUGGGCGAUUAUGCUCUAUUAGUUGCAGUAAUUAAAAACGUUUAGAAUAACGUAUAGGAUAUAGUUUAAAAGGUUGGCAUGCGCUGUAGGGUCAGAACAGUUCCAAGUAUGGGGAUUCUGGACCCAUUGCAAUAAAACUUCCGAACAUUUUAUGUUACAGGCGCUCUGCUAGAGUUUCUUCAAAAGGCCUCCAGUUCACCAAAUGAACUGAAGUUGACGAUGUCUGAUGCCAUCAACAACAAGAUUCCAUCUGAUGUUACACCUUGGAACCACGAAAAAGCUAAACAUAACUAACUGAGCUGGAGUUCCCAAACAGAUCUUUAUGCUUUUGACAGUUAUGCUUACGCACAGGAAACGAUUUCAAUCGAUGCAGUGCAAGGAAAAUUUUGCUAUACCGUUUCUUAUUAAUCUGCCUCUACAGAAUAAUAUUUUUGUCAAGUUUUGCCUGAAAUAAUGGCUUAAAUAGUUUCAAAGUGAUGUGUAAAAUGUACUGGCUGUGUCAAAACAGCCUUUGAAUUCAUGUUCCAAGCGUACCAUCCUUUAGUUCCCUGAAAAAUAUGUAAAUACUUUCCUUUCAACAGUUACCAAAAGCACAUCAGAUAGUUUGUACUAUGUUUCUGAAAUGA